This is a messenger RNA of Falco peregrinus (peregrine falcon), 7785 nucleotides long. RefSeq names its product RAB22A, member RAS oncogene family (gene RAB22A). The coding region runs from base 173 to 757 and encodes 194 amino acids. Gene Ontology annotation, molecular function: GTPase activity; GTP binding. Lineage: Eukaryota; Metazoa; Chordata; Aves; Falconiformes; Falconidae. The record is from RefSeq and is a predicted model, not a curated record. The transcript has 7 exons.
CAAGAUGGCGUCGCGUCCGCGGAGCCUGAGGAGGAAGGUUUACUGGUAACCACGGCGUAGGGGAGGCGGGGGGCUGUCCCCGCAGGCCUCGGGUGAACGCGUGCCUCGGGAAGGGCUAUGAUCGUACUGGGCUGCGUCUCAGGCGCUCGUUAAAGCCGCAGUCUGCCCGGCCAUGGCUCUGAGGGAGCUGAAAGUUUGCCUUCUGGGGGACACUGGUGUAGGCAAAUCAAGCAUCGUGUGGAGAUUUGUAGAAGAUAGCUUUGAUCCCAAUAUCAACCCAACAAUAGGAGCUUCAUUUAUGACCAAGACUGUACAGUAUCAAAAUGAGCUGCAUAAAUUCCUAAUUUGGGAUACAGCUGGACAGGAGCGGUUUCGUGCUUUAGCCCCCAUGUAUUACAGAGGGUCAGCGGCAGCCAUUAUAGUGUAUGACAUCACAAAAGAGGAAACUUUCUCAACAUUAAAGAACUGGGUUAAAGAGCUUCGACAGCAUGGACCUCCAAAUAUUGUUGUAGCUAUUGCAGGAAAUAAGUGUGAUCUUAAUGAUGUAAGAGAAGUCAUGGAAAAAGAUGCUAAAGACUAUGCAGAUUCCAUUCAUGCAAUAUUUGUAGAGACAAGUGCGAAAAAUGCAAUAAACAUUAAUGAACUCUUUAUAGAAAUUAGUCGCAGAAUUCCGUCAACUGACACCAACCCCCUGUCUAGUGGUAAGGGCUUCAAACUUAGAAGACAGCCAUCGGUGACAAAGCGCAGCUGCUGUUGACUGAUCCCUUAGCAAAUCAAACUUGUUUAUACAGUAGGUGGUCUUGGAAGUUAAUAGUUCACGUUGGGUUUAUAUUAUCAGUCUUAGAUCUUUAUCUGCCGGUGUUCAUACAGCCAGGGUCCCACAAAAAUGGACUGGUUCAUCUGACAUCUGUACACUCGCAGAAGAGACUGCAAUUGUAAUGUCAGCCUGUUUACUUAGAAAAAGUGUAGUAUCUCUUGCAUUCAAAGGGAAUCCAUCAUCACUUUUUUGGCCUUGCUUGACAGGAAGGUGACUAUAUGGAUGGUAGAACUGAAAUGUUUAAUAGUUUUGUAAUCAAGAUUUUUGGGGGGUUUUUUUGUAAAAAAGGGAAAUGAGCACUUUGUGGGACUUAAGGGUGGGAGGAGUCUGGAAGUGAGAUGUCAUUUCUUCCUUUUCUUCAGUGAGCCUUAUUUUAAAUUUCAUUGUAGCUAAUCCAAAGUAUGAUAGGACAGUUGAUGUGAGGUGGCUACAGAAUAAGCAACUGAAGACAAAUAAUAGGCAAAUCAGUCCAUCCAGUCCCCAAAUCCCAUUUGCACUUUUUAUUUAAAGAUGAUAUGCGCUGGGGGUGGGGACACAAGCAACAGAUUUUAAAUCACAGACAAUCUUUUUUUCAUGCUGACUUUAAUCACUUUAAGGCAAACUGAUAUGCUUAUAGGCAUCUUUUUGUUCCUACAAGUAUUUUAAUACUGAGAUGUUGUUGAAGAAAACUUAGUUGUAGUUCUGACUAAGUGGUUACUGACUAGAAACAGUUGCUGUAAACAGGUGAUGCCAGUGGUUCUGAUAAGACCUAAAAGUUUUUGGGGAAAGCUUUUAAUUGCUUGGCAUAUGUAAAGUGUUCAUAUUAUAUUUAUGAGAGCAGUGUUUAAAGUACUAUAAAUUAUGUAAAAACAGUAAAAAAUAAUGCAAUCUUAUACACUCCUUCCGUUCCACACCUGUGGAUAAACUUGGGGGGAAUCUCCAUCAGGUUGUGGGGUUUUUUUCCUGUAUUGUAGGUACUGUCACUGUGAGUUCAUCCAGAGGCAGGCUGCAAUUCUUUCUUUUUCAAUAACAUUUGCAAGGGCCAAUAGAGAAUGCUGUUGGUGCAGCAUGAGGACUGUCUGUUAAACAAGUUUUCAUCUGUGGUCCACCAGGUCUUUCCUGUCUUGGGCACAAAAAUACAAAUAGGAAGUAACCUUAAGACAUGGUAAUGUAGAUCAUUACCUCUUGGUUCCUGGGCUUUUUCAUCUCUGAGGGUAUUUAGCAGAUCAGUGUUUAGCUUAUUCUGUAUUGCGUUUAGUACGCUUUCAAUUAAACUAUAGGUUGACCAUACCCAUUUGUGCUAUCUUAUUUAUUUUUACUUUUUGUUUCCUACCAGCACUAGUGAGAGACUUUAUACUUUUGAAGAAAAAGAGCUUAAUAGACUUCAGUAUAUAUUAAAAUGUUGUUCAGCUUUAGUAUCAAAAUGAGGUCACAUUGAUGAUGCUUAUUCUUUCUUUGUAAUGUGGUUUUCUGUCAUCUCAAGUAUUUUCUCUGAAGGAAAGGUAGAAAAGUUUGUAAGAAAUGAAAGGACAGAUUAGGUUGUAUUAGUGAAAAUUGUUGUAGAGCUAUUCUGGAGCAAAACAGGUGAACUGUAACAGUGAGAUUUUGGAUGGGUCAGUAUGUGUUAAUGAAAUUUGGUGACUACAUUUUUAUCACACCUUUUACUUACUCUGCAUUGUCAGUUAUGCCGCCUUUCCUGCAGUUGUACAGGCAACGUGCUUCUAAAGAGCCCAAGUAGUACAUCAUCAAAUGAAGGCUUUUUGAAGCCCCUUUGAAACAUUGGUCCUUAAGAAGGCAUCUAAUAGUAUAGACAGAUUUGUGUUUGGUGUUCAGCCUGAUGUAUAAUAUAUUUUUUUAUCUAUCACUCAAAGCAAAUAACUUAUGAACAGAAAACUUAAGCACUCCUCCAAAAUGCUUAAUGGAAAUACAGCCAAUAAAGAAAGAACAGAGUAAACUUGCUCUUGGGCAUAUUUUUAAUUUAAAAAAAUGCAGGUUGGCAAUUAAAUAUAGAACUUUCACAGUGGCAAUCAUGGAAAUCCCUAAUUUCUUUGAAAUAGCGCAAUUCUUACUCCUGCCAAAUUUUUAAAAAAAUAAAUUGUGUGGUUAUCUAAUUCAACUGAUUUUUAAAGCAUUUUGUGUUCAUAGUGCUUCAGAAGUCUAUUCUAUACUAAGAUACUGGGCACUGUAGUAUCUUAACUGUGAUACAGAAACUACUGCUUUUAUUAAAGUUGGUUAGUAAUAAAUCUGGAAAUUCUUCAACUGAGAAAGAUCAUAGUAGGAGAAGGAAAGUCUCAGAUAUCGGGAAUAUCUUUCAUGUAGAUUAGUAGGAAAAAGGAAUGUCAGACUUUCUAAAUUAUUGUUAUUGCCUGUUAGCAUGUGGUGAAAAUGGAGUUUAAAUCUGUUUUUCAGUGAGAUAAUAAAAAUGGUUUAAUAGUAUUUAUCCAACAUUCAUUGAAAAGAAAACAUUGGACUCCAGGCAAGGCUGAGAGCUAGGAUAGUAUUGAGGUGGUUGUAGUUCUCUUCAGGCAGGGGAGAGAUACAUUUAUCCUAGCAAAUCUUUAUGAAUGGCUUUCUGAUCUUUCUUCACUUAUUUGCUAUACACCAAAAUUAGACUUUAAAAACAAACAAAAAAAACCCCACACCAAAACUUUAUAAAGAAGCAGCAACAAUCUGGCCCUUCUCAAAUGUAGCUGAGUCUUAGUGCCUCAAACUCCUUAUGGUUUGUUAACCAGUCUGAGUGGAAUGCCAGCAUGCUUCAUGUCCUUUUUUUCAGUUCUGGUCUUGAAUUACUGCAGUUAAUGAAAACAUGGAAAUAGCCAGUGUUUCAGAUUGUCCAAACUGCAAACACUGAAGUGAGGCUGCUUUUUAACCUGUGCGUAUUUAAAAUAACAGACUGUUGAUGGCAAGUUCUUUUGAGCCAAGAUAACUGUUUAUUGAUUACUUGGCCCUAGCUGAAAGCUCGAAUGCAAUCUUCCCUGGAUGAGAUGCACAUGUUCAUUGUUUGACUUUUGUUGGAGAAAAAUUGUUUCUUCUGUAUUAAUUUGUUAGGCCAUCUGCUUUCAUCUUGCACUAGGCUUGCUGGAAUUGGUUUUUUUUUGUUCUAACGUAGCUUCUCUAUUUGGAGAUGCAUUGGCCUUUGUUUGGAGUGCUGAUUAUCACCAUUCCAGCUAAAUUUUUAAUAACUUUUCUGUUAAGAAAUUGUUGGAAAAGCUGAGGACUGAAGUUCCAUUCCACUAAUGCUUUUCUGUUAAAUGAAUAGAGCUCGUCAUAGAGACCAGGCUUUCAGAUACUCUUGGAGGGAAUUAAUUGUUGCACAAGUUUGGAAGGGUAAAGUAUCAUGUACAUAAAAAUAUAACAAGGCGCAUAUCGCAUUCAUUGAUCCCGAACAUUUUUUAACUGGCAAAAUACAACUACUUUAACUUCUAAAUGCCACCAGUUCUUUCCCAUGAAAGUUACAGAUUUGUAGAAAAAUGACAUUUGAUAAAUGCUUAGUUCUUAAGCUUUGGAGCAACUUAAAUGUGCUCCCUGAGUUUUGGAGGAUGUCUUCAUCUGAUCCUCUAAAUUACAGCAGUCUCUUAGCUGACUUGCCAGGCUCUUAAUCUGUGCUCUAGGUAGUUUUGUAGUAUAUUUUAUAUACAUGCUGAAAACUGGUGUACUAAAUGCCUAAGUAGGUGAAAUCUGGAAGCUUGUUUCAUAACAGAAGCAUCUAGUGGUCAAACUACUGAAAAUUGUUAUAGGUGCUUUGAAAAAUUCGAAGAUAAUUCUAACAACUUUUGCCAUUGCCAGGAAGGUAAAGACUUUGUUUACAUUAUUAGAUCCAUGUUGAAACAAGCCAAAUCAUUGCACUUCAAAUCCCUACUGACAUGAGUGAGACCCUUUCUUUAAGUGUUACAGGAUCAGACAGUUAAUAGUUUAGAGGGGCAUUUGUUGGUGUACACAAUACCAAUUUAAUGCUACCAGCCUGCUAAAGAGAGAUUAUUUACAUGCUUGGGAGGAGAGUAAGAAGAGAGCAGACUGCCUGCUUAUUGAUUUGGAAGUCUAAUCCUUUAACCUGGUUGAUAGAUACGGCAUUCAUUGGGAGCUGUUUGCAUUCAUGGUAAAAGCUUCAUUUUAGUGACAAAAAAAAAAAAAUCGGGCUGAAUAUAUUGAAUGGUUUAAAAGCUGACCUCAAUGAGAUUUUUGUUAGACUGUUAAUGCUAAAUUAUUCCUUAACAUUACUGUUAAUUUCCAGUAUAACAUAUUGAGUAUUAGUUGGAAAAGGAAGCUUUAGCAGUGAUGUUUGAAUGUGUUUCUUGUGAAACAGUCUUUAGUGUUUAUUAAGGAUGGUGUCUAUUUGUAGUGUGCUAUGUCAGCAAUCUGCAAAGACUAUCUUGGGAAUUGAUUUACAGGACAGAAGCUGUCUGAAUGGUGUAGCUAGUCACCCUGUAGUAAACCUCACUUACAAGCAGCAAUAGCUACAUAAAGUAAAAAAAAAAAGUCAUCUCAAAUGUGAGGAGAACCUGAAUAAUUGAGACUUCAACUUCUACACUGCCUAUUCAUUUUCUAAAAAGCUUCGUAUAUUUCUCUUUAAACCUCUAAAAAGAGAGGCUGGUGUGAUCAUGGAUAAGGGAGGACAAACUUUCUUUUUUAGGAGGAAGUUUUACAGUGACCUGAGACUUGUUUGUAUGCCACAAGUCAGUUCUUUGAAGCAGGAGAAUUGUGUGCAUGGAAUUAAGCUUCUAAAAUCUGCACAAAAUUCUCUAAAGAAAACUGUUAAAAUCUUAUGUUCAGAUUACAUUCCUAGUAAUAGAUCACAGCCCUAGUAAUGGUAGGUGACAGAAGCUUUAUUGAAGUAAAAUGUUGGUGUGAAUUACCAAUCUAAGAUAGAAAUACAGGUUCUAGUAUAAGAAAAGUCAUGUCAGUUGUCCUUUUCAGAGUCAUAUGGUUCCAACUUGUCAAAAGAAGUAUGCUUGAAACUACAACUUUGUUUCUCAUGCAAGUAUUCAGGUGCCAAAACAUAUUUCCCUAAAAUUAUUAGGCCUUCUGACACCAGUGGUUGUUUCUGAAAAAUUCCUUCUGAUAUUUUGGAGGUCUUGGAAGUUUGAAUGCAAAUCUUUUCUUGGUCAGCUAGAAUCAAAAAUACAUGGCUUGGAAAAAAUCAAACUUUAUCCAUAAAGUGACUCGGAUAACAAAUCUCUCAAGGGAUAUAAGACUACCCUGAAACCCAAGAAUACUGAUGGGCUUAGUCUCUGACAUAUCAAAAUGAUCCUAGGGUCAGCUUUUUCCUCCUUCCCCCACCCAUUUCCCCCCCCCCCCCAACCCUGAAUUUUUAACAUAGUGUUGUCAGGGUGUACAUGCUAUAAACAGCUCUUUAAAAAUACUUAAAAAGUUCUAGUGGCUUAGAGUUAUUCGGUGCUUCCUAUUUUACAUGGAAAAUCAAGGCAGUAGGAUGAUCUGUCCCCCUAAAAAUUGGGACAGCAUUUGCUGAACUGCUCUCAUUCUAGGAUAAAGAAUUCUUAGAAGAGACGAUUUUGCUGUUCCCCUUACAUCAUCCUGCAAGCUGGGGUUCUUAGAUUUUUACUUAAACACUAACAGUGAGUUUUAUUCAAAUAUGUUUUCACAUAUGUAUUAUUGAACAAACCAACUGCUACUUCUUUUUUAAAUGUUGAAGGAUACAGACCACUCAUUUUGUCAUGCUCAUCUGUGUGAGUGUGAUACUCCAUCCAGCUGUCGCACUUGGAUAUGCUGUAACUCUGACACCUAGAUAGAUUCACUGCUACUAUCUUGUCUGGCUUUUACUCAUGUUACACUAUGUAUUUCCUAUUAAAUCCAUUAUGUUUUUAUGAUAAUUUGUUCUUUGUUUCCUUAUGGGAUUUAGCCAAGAAUAUGUGGUGUCUUUUUUUUCUCAAAGGUUCUGGAAGUGUCUGUCACAGUGGCAAAUAUUUGUAAACAAAAUGGUAAUUCAUUGAGUACAGCCUUACAAAACUGUUACAAAAACGUAGCAGCUGAGACUUACACCACUACUUUAUUAUACCACAAAAGGAAGGCUAAAAGCACAUUCACCUGGGGGAGCAAAUUAUUGUAAGGCUGUAGUAACACAAUGUAAACUCUACUCUCUUUUAACUUCCUUUUUUUGUACUUUCUGUUUCUGAAUAUUUUGUAUCCAACAUUGAAAUUGUGUCAGUGAAUUGAUUUAAGACACAGAAAUGGAUUCUGUAGGUAUAAGACACUUAAGACUUCCUGGCAAUCUUACCCUCGUACCCCCCUCCUGCCAGUACAAUGAAGAAAAAAAAGAAAUCAUUCUGAAGGUUUCUUCUAAACAAGAAACAUUGCAUUUGUGUAGUCAGGGCACGAAAGUAACCUGAUAUGCAUAUAGCCCUUGCAGUGUAAUAAAUGUUUGCCUGUAAAAUUAAGCAUGAAGGUUAACCUUUGUAUCAGCAAUUCUUGUCCCUCUUAAGAACGUUCUGCCUUUUUCAUUAUAGGAUUGGGUUAACCUGUUACAAGGGUUGAGAGGUCUGUGCCUUCUUAUUAUAGUAUCUCUUACUAAAACAAACUUAAGCCGCUCAAAGUUACAGAGCAUUUGCAGCACUGUAAACUGCACAAAUUUACAACCAUUGCUUCACUGCAUGAAAUGUAGUCAGAUUACUAGUGAUGAAAUAUUGUAGUGAUGAAUUCCCAAGCUUAUGAAUGUUUUGAGAUAUUUUUUUUUUCAUCUUCUCUUGGGCUGGUCCUGAGAGUGUGUACAGGUUGGUCUGUAUUGUUGGUUUGUAGAUGCUAAUGAGGAAAACCAGGCUUUUGUUCUCUCCUUUUUGUUUGAAUUGUUACACUCCCAUAUAGUGCAUAGAAUGCAAAUAAAGAAAUGUUGAUUUGGCAUAAUGUAAACAGCCUUUUCAGCCUAAGCAUUCAUAAUAAACUUUUAUAGUGUAAUAACAUGCUAAAUCACUACCAGUCUGAUGUAUUGUGGAAAAAAAAAGGUGUAAACAUUUUAUUAAUAAAAAGCUUUGUUUAUA